CGACUCUCCCCAAUCUCAUUCGCACAUGAUCGAGGCUGCGCGGUACUAAAUGUUAGUCUUUUCUGCUUUGUUUUAUUAAUCUCGUUUUGGGUUUUUGGAUCCGAGCCCGUUUCCGGUUUCAAUUCGUCAAAGUUUGUGGCUUUUUUGAAUUUCAAAUUUGGGGAAAUUGGGGGUUUAGGGUUAGGGUUUUGCGGUUGAGAAUUGGAUAUUCCCCUAUUCCGUUUGGUGCUAUAUGGCGGCUGGGAGACACGGGGGUUAUCGCGAAAACGAGUUCAGGGAGCGAGAGUCCAGUUUCGAAUUGCGGCAAACUGCGAAUGGGAAUCGUGAUGUUGACAAUGGCCGGGGAGUUCGGGAUUUGAGAGACAGAAUCAGGCCCAGGUCCAUGGAGGAGGCUCGGGAGAAUGGUGGGUAUCGCUCCUCUUCGAGUAGGAGUGAUUCCGGCAGCAGCGCUGGCCGUGGGGUCAAGCUUUCGGCUAAGGCUGUAGACAGGGAGCCUGGUGAAUUGUCGAGUGAGAGCGGGUCCGAUGAUGCUAUUGAAUCUGGGUCGCAGCCGGUAACGGAUGUUGAGGUUAUGAAGGUGGUGGAGAAUGGAAUUCAGACUCCGAAAGAGAGGAAAAGGAAGUUUUCGCCUAUUGUGUGGGAUAGAGAUGAUAAAGGAGGGAGUGGUUUGUUGAAGAGUAGUAGGAUUGCGACAGUGACAGCAACUGCUCUUCCUCCACCACCACUUGCUAAGGUGUCUCGUCAGUCUCCUAAUGUUAGUUCAGAUAGCAGGGUACAGAUAUCUUCGGGUAAAAUGGAUGAAGCUGAUAAUGUAGGACCUUCCUCUCCUGUUAAGUCUCCUGUGGCACCUGAGGCUGUUAGCAAUGGUGUGUAUGAGUCUCCGGUGGAGUUGUCUUCACCAGAUCAGAAAUUAGGGGAUGUUCGUGAAGGAGAGCAGAUAGAAGAUGAAGAUUAUGUUCCGACCCGAAAUAUAUCAUCUUCAAGAUGGGCAGCAGGAAAUAGUUCUCCUGGUGAUGAAGACGGAGUUUCGGAAAGUGAGGAAAUUCCUAAAAGGAGGAGGAAAAUGCCUGGUUUAGGAUCGGUGGAAAACAGAGUACGCAACAGCUCAUUGACUCCGGAGCUAGGGGAGCUUAAGAAAGAUGGGUCUGAACAAGGUAGGGCGAGAUCGUCCGAGUCAGAUGAACGAGAUCCCCGUGGAAGGUCCAGUGGGGAUGACUAUCCUGAUAAUGACUCAGACAGGGAUGACUAUAUGGAUGUUGACAAGGAUCAUGGUACUAAUGAUAGUGUUAGACGUUACGAUACUAGUUCAGAGGAUGAGCCUGAUUCUCCUGAGGCACCAGAACCUGCAGCUCCUCCACAAAGAGUCGUAAACAUGCUUCAGGGUUGUAGAAGUGUUGAUGAGUUUGAGAGAUUAAACAAGAUAGAUGAGGGGACUUAUGGUGUUGUAUAUAGGGCCCAAGAUAAGAGAACUGGCGAAAUUGUGGCAUUGAAGAAGGUAAAGAUGGAGAAGGAAAGAGAAGGUUUUCCAUUAACUUCUCUGAGGGAAAUAAACAUUCUUCUCUCUUUUCAUCAUCCAUCAAUUGUCGAUGUUAAGGAAGUAGUGGUGGGCAGUAACCUUGAUAGCAUUUUUAUGGUGAUGGAAUACAUGGAGCAUGAUCUUAAAGCACUCAUGGAGACAAUGAAGCAGCCUUUUAGCCCGAGUGAAGUUAAAUGCCUUAUGCUCCAGCUAUUGGAAGGUGUCAAAUAUCUUCAUGAUAACUGGGUGCUUCAUCGGGAUUUGAAAACAUCUAACCUGCUUUUAAAUAAUCGGGGUGAGUUGAAGAUCUGUGACUUUGGGUUGGCUCGUCAAUAUGGAAGUCCUUUGAAACCAUAUACUCAUUUGGUUGUUACUCUUUGGUACAGGGCGCCUGAACUCUUGUUGGGUGCAAGAGAAUAUUCAACGGCCAUCGAUAUGUGGUCACUAGGUUGUAUCAUGGCUGAGCUGUUAUCAAAGGAGCCCCUUUUCAAUGGGAGAACUGAAUUUGAACAACUUGACAAAAUUUUUAAGAUACUUGGCACACCGAAUGAGACUAUUUGGCCGGGGUUUUCCAAGCUUCCUGGAGUGAAGGUCAACUUUGUUAAGCAUCAGUUUAACCUUUUGCGCAAGAAGUUCCCAGCUACUUCAUUUACUGGAUCUCCAGUUCUUACUGAAGCUGGAUUUGAUUUGUUGAAUAAGCUUCUAACAUAUGACCCCGAGAAGAGAAUUACUGCUGAUGCUGCUCUGAAUCAUGAGUGGUUUCGUGAAGUCCCUCUUCCCAAGACAAAAGAUUUCAUGCCCACGUUUCCUGCUCAACAUGCUCAAGACAGGCGCUCACGGAGAAUGUUGAAGAGUCCAGAUCCCCUGGAAGAGCAACGGAGAAAGGAGUUGCAAGGGGGUAUAGGAACUGGGGGCGUGUUUGGCUAGGAGAAAUCAGAUCAAUGGCCUCAAUACAUCAAUGGGCAUGGCCGAGGCACUUGCCCAUGAUUUGGCUCGGAGAUUUGUAUUUUUUUAGCCUCCUGUCAACCAGAAUUGUUGCAGGUUAACAAUUUGUUCUUCAUAUUUGAUUAUCUUUUAGAAAUGCAUCUAUGACACUGCUUUCUUUGCUAGUUGUGGCAUGGUUGCGUUGUCUUAUAAGAAAUCAGUUGAAACUUGUGUAUGUAACAUAUUUUCAUUGGUACAUUGUAAACAGUUCUCUUUUGGUUUCAAAUAGCACUAUCUGUUAUACUAGACAUAUUUAAUAUUCACAUUGUGUUUGCAAGAGACGGUUGGUGAGAAGUGGAGGGGAGUUCUUUGCUUUUCC
Molecule: messenger RNA, 2819 nt
Organism: Fragaria vesca subsp. vesca
Lineage: Eukaryota; Viridiplantae; Streptophyta; Magnoliopsida; Rosales; Rosaceae
Product: cyclin-dependent kinase G-2-like
Exons: 7
Coding region: 233-2443 (736 amino acids)
Biological process (GO): regulation of mitotic cell cycle; protein phosphorylation
Cellular component (GO): nucleus
Molecular function (GO): ATP binding; cyclin-dependent protein serine/threonine kinase activity
Source: RefSeq, a predicted model, not a curated record